UCCGCGAGUCCCUCCCUCCUAUUUCCUAUCAGUCGGGAAGGACCACCACAGAAACAGAUCCUUUCAACAACAACCAUGAAACUCUUCAACAUCGAAUUCCUCACACUCAUGUGCAUUUGUUUCACACUAACAUGUGGUUUAAAUGGCUCCUUCAACAUUAAGUACAGCUAUUUUGAUGACUACCUGAGCAGCCUGGAUGAGGAACAACAGGCCAAAACAGCGGUUGAAACACAAGAUUUGGAAGGAAGUGGAGCCGAGCCCGAUUCACAGCAAAUUAUGCAAAAAUUUAAUCUGCCUCUUCGAACAGGUCUCACCAGAAGCAAAGAUGUCACGUGUUGCUCUUUAGGGCACUUAGCUGGUGACAAAGGCUAUCACUGCGUUGCUAAAUUUUACGUAGCGCGCAUUUUGCUGAGGAACCAGAACAGAGCACAUAACAGAAAAAUGGGAUUUCAUGGUCGAUACAGUGUCCCGAAUUAUGGAACCAAACUGAUGAGGACAUUUGAACAGUGCGUGGCUACUAGGGGAAUGGUGUUCCACAAAUGCUGCAAUCAUGCAGCCAUGGAAAAACGAGUAAAACCUCACUUCGACAGUCUACAAAGGAAGCGAUACGAAAUGAAGAUGAAAAGGAUACGAAUUCCUCAGCACAUUCAAGUAGAUGGAAACCUCAUUGGUAUUUAGAACGACAUCUACAAUUUAGAUUGUUGGUGAUCCUUUCCAUAAUAGAACAAUCAACAAUUUAGAUUAUGAACUGUGAUGUGAUCAGUUCAUAAUUUCAUUUAGGUUGCUGAUAAUCCUGUUAUGGAUAUAAUUUUUGCAUUUAAAAAUAUUUGCAUGAAACGGCCAGACUCCCACUUCAUAAGAAACAUACGUGUUCAUCAAUCUUUGUAAAUAUACGGUUUUAAUUUUAUUCUUCAGUCGAAACAUGCCUGUACAAAUAGAAAAAAUAAACCAUUGUAAAGAA
Messenger RNA from Argiope bruennichi, 961 nucleotides. RefSeq lists its product as uncharacterized. The coding region runs from base 76 to 678 and encodes 200 amino acids. The record is from RefSeq and is a predicted model, not a curated record. NCBI's taxonomy places the organism in Eukaryota, Metazoa, Arthropoda, Arachnida, Araneae, Araneidae. The transcript has 3 exons.